Puccinia graminis f. sp. tritici CRL 75-36-700-3 is the source of this 1807-nucleotide messenger RNA. RefSeq lists its product as uncharacterized. Gene Ontology annotation, cellular component: anaphase-promoting complex. Gene Ontology annotation, biological process: metaphase/anaphase transition of mitotic cell cycle; anaphase-promoting complex-dependent catabolic process; protein K11-linked ubiquitination. The record is from RefSeq and is a predicted model, not a curated record. Bases 71 to 1807 code for a protein of 578 amino acids. NCBI's taxonomy places the organism in Eukaryota, Fungi, Basidiomycota, Pucciniomycetes, Pucciniales, Pucciniaceae. Gene Ontology annotation, molecular function: molecular adaptor activity. The transcript has 2 exons.
CAAAAAUAUACUCAGGACGAACCAAUUCGAGGUUGUAUGUACGACGACUGAGAACCAUUCCAGUUAUCCGAUGGCUGCCUCUCAUUUGGUCGGCUUAUCACCUGGACUACAGUACUUCUCUCAAAACUACCAAAACCACCCAUCCUCAAGCCCAACCCAAUCAUCCUCACCCAUCCUACCUCACCUGCCUCCUCCCAGACCACCUCCAAAUCCAUUCUCUUGCCUCGAUUCACUACGCAGCCUAGAGAAAAAUCUGACUCAGCCGAACCUGUUCGACGAAACUCAUCAGCAAACCUCUGAUUGGUCAACCGGUAUCAAUCGAUUCAUCGUACGCGCUCCUGUGGCUAAUCGCUCCCAUACAGAUUCCAUCAACUCGAAUCCCGUCUUUGAAGAUGAAGAACUCUGCUGGAAAGCAUCAACCUUGAUCUGGUCUAAAGGAAGCUUGAUCUUCAGAAAAUUUGACUAUUCAACUACCAACUCAUCAUUCAGUCAAGAUUCGACCCCUACCACAUCCAGACAACAUGUCAUACAGGCCCUCUUUGCCUACUUCGAUCCUCCCAGCUCGACUGACCCCUCAACUACUGGCACCCCAGCUGACCAUCUACAAGCGCAUCUCUCCUUUGAAGAUCAACUCGAGUCAACUCCGUUCGAAAAAUCUAAAAACCCAUCUCGGACCUCAUACCUUCAAACCACCCCCACUGAACCUUGGUCUGAUAAUCGAUUGACCCAGCGCUCUGAUCAACAGAAACGGUGGAGAUCAUCCACCACCACUCCUGUUCGGGCGCUAUGUGUCUUAUUGUCUGAAGUCUUCAAAAUCUAUUUUGACACCGGUGAAGAAUACACUCUAGCAGUCCCAUUUCCUAUUCAAAAAGUAUGGCCGAUCGAACGGGGUGUGAUGAUGAUGAAGAAACCAACUUCGGUUCGUCCUCGGCCAUUUAUCCGGACAAGCCAAGUCUCACCUGGUCCUUCGAAUCAGCUCAAGUUAAGAAGCAUGUCAAUAAGAAGAAGUAUUUUGGGUGACAGUCGAUUGCCAUCAUCUGCCCAGGCCGCCUCAACUUCAGAGCUCUUGGGUUUUGAUAGUAUGAUUACUGAGAAUGAGACGCAUCUAUGGUCAAGCUUUACUGGGGCUGAUUUAGAGGAUCGUCAAGCUCCCGAUCAUGACCAGUUGGAAGAUGGAGAUGAUGGAGCUGAUGAACGCGAUCUAUCAGCCGAACUAGCUCGCUAUUGGGCAGAGCGCAAACAAAUCGAGUCCUCGAUGCUAUGGUCACUCUCUGAUCCAUGUACUAACUAUCUUCAACCUGUCUUAACAACAGAAAGACUCAUUUUACCAGACAUCAGCACAGAAUCCACUCCAUCAACAAAAACAUCGGACGAACAGAAUAGUAGCGCAAAUGGAAAACACGCGACCUCCCCUAAAUUUUGCAAGGCAUUCGUACCCCUAGCGCCAUUGGUAACUCCCUCUCGCCGGCCCGGUUGCGCCUUAUCUUCCGGGACAGUUGUCUAUGUCGCCGACCCUAAGAUGGAUCCACACCAUCCAAUUUGCAUCACAGCUUCUACCGAAGGAUUUACGAUCCUUCUCUACGGUCGUUUACCAUCAAACGCUUCAACUCCCUCUGGAUUGAUAUCACCAUUUGAAUGUCCAUCACCUGUUGCUAUUCCGGAAGAAGAUCCCAUCGAAGAGGAAAUUUUUCUAAACCCUCUGCGCUCCCCCACUCCACCCUCCCAAUCCCAACUUGCCGAUGAGCCUCAACUACGCAGAAGUCCAAGCAAAGAACACUGCAUCGCGCAGUCAUCUUUCGCCUGUUGA